UUGAUAAAGAUGCUUUUAUAUGACAAUGAGCCAUUCACUGAGCAGUAUGAUUACUCAGACUAUUACAGCCUGAAUGGCACAUCAGAUGCACAACCAUGUGAUAAUGACAACAUUAAAAAGUUUGGGACUGUUCUUUUACCUGUCUGCUACAGUUUGGUGUUUGUGUUUGGAUUCACAGGAAAUACAUUAUGUCUGCUGGACCUGAUCAUUUAUAACAAGAUGAAACGAUUAACUGAUACAUGUCUUCUGAAUCUGGCAAUUUCCAAUAUGUUAUUUGUUUUUUCACUUCCUUUUUUAGCACAUUAUGCUAGGGAACAAUGGAUCUUUGGAUCUGUAAUGUGUAAAGUUGUUUCAAUGUUUUACUUACUGGGUUAUUACAGUGGAAUAUUUUUUAUAACCCUCAUGAGUAUUGAACAGUAUCUAAUAGUACUCCGCCAUAAAUUUGAGUUUAAAGUUAAAACCAUCACAUUUAAGUUGACAUCAAAUGCUGCUGUUUGGGGAAUGGCCUUUUUAGCUUCUCUUCCACAGUUAAAAUUUAGCGAAGAGCAGCGUGAUGAAGAUAUCCUGACAUGUCGACCAAAGUACCCAAGUGAUGGGUGGAAGCUUUUUCUAAACUUUGAAACAAAUAUUUUAGGUCUCAUCAUUCCACUCAUAAUUAUGGUAUUCUGCUAUGUAAGCAUUAUACAGUAUUUAAUUAAGAAACCAAAUAGUGACAGUAAGAAGGCCAUAAAACGUGUUUUGGCUAUUGUGCUUCUAUUUUUUAUCUUUUGGACACCGUAUAAUAUUGUGAUAUUUAUGAACACUUUAACACACUUGAAAAUGCUGAAUGACUGUGAAACAAGCAAAAAAAUCUUCUUUGCAAUGCAAGGCACAGAAACAUUUGCCUUUUUUCAUUGUUGCUUGAAUCCGUUUGUCUAUGCAUUUGUGGGAAAGACAUUUUGGAACCAUCUGUGUGCAUUUGCCAAAGCAAACACGUGUAUGAUGCCUUUCUUUAAAUGGUGCAAAAAAAUAACUGCAGAGCAGGUGCCUUCAUUCCAUUCACAGUCUAAAACAUCCUGUGAGACAAAUCUUUAACCUGGUAAUUUUGAUUUCAUUUUUAUACCUGAUUUUCAACAUAUACCUCAUCAAAACAUACAGGAGAAAAUGCAGUUAAAGAUUACAUACACAGCUACUCCUUGUGUAAGGACAGACUUUGGCUAUUUGUAGGCACUGUUUUGUUCAAUUAUGCAUUUAUUAACUGGUUAAGUGGACUGAUCUUUGUAGCCCUUUCUCAGUCUUAACCUGAGCCAAAAGAAAGAAAGAAAGGCAAUCUGUAGGUUUGUAACAGCAAUGACCAUGCACAGCACAUGCAUACAGGAGAUACUUCUAGAACGGGUAUACACAGCACUAUAGUGACGCCACAUUCUUUGCUGUAAAAUAUUAUUCAGCCUUCCCAUUGGUUAUACAACUCCUCCUGAGCAAAAGGGACAAAAGGAUGUUUGUGUACUACAAAGAUAAUACUGUUAGCAGGUAAACAUCUUCACAUUCCAGGACACAGCAACAUUUUGAGAUUUAGUUUAUGUUCUUAAUCCCUCUAUUUUCAUUUUCGUUUAUUUUACCUGUAAUCCACUUUCCAUUUCAGUCUCUUUCUUUUCUCCAAGCUUGUAUACGGUUAAGUUACAAUCUCCGUUCAUUUGGCUUUGAAUGUAAACCUUACAUCAUACUGAUUAGCAUGCUUUAUAGAGCCUCAGUGCUGUCCGUCUCAUUCACAAAUGGUGUCUCCAGAAAUGCAGAGAGAACUAACAACAAUUCUCUUAACAAAUGGAUAAUAAUUCCCUUCUCCUUUCUGCUAAUGUCCCUCUUUAUGCAUCCCUGCCAACACUUCAGUAUUUUCUUUCUGCUUUAUUUCAUAGAUUUUCCAUUAAGAUACUGAAGUCAUUUGAAGUUAACAAUCACACAGAAUCUCUUCACUUACUGUUAGUAUUAUCUACCACACAAUGCAAACUCUUCUUAUUAACUUCUCCUUCAGUGGUACAUUGUUCUGCAUUUGUUUACAAUGCAGUUAAGCAGCCAUACCAUGUAUUAUUUAUUCAGCAUUUGUAGAAAAAAGACACAUAUUCUACUUUACAUCAUUCUUUAAUACCACUUAAAUGGGUAUUGAUGAGUCUGUGUAGUGAACGCCAUGAAAAGGCUCAGUACACCAGCUCACUUACCUGGUAAAUAAAGUGUAAAAUAAAUAAAAUAAACUAUUUACCGCUUCAACACUGCAGAUACAAUUAACCAUCAUUUUCCGUGUCCUUUUAAACAGCCACCUUCAUUUCUGAUGUUAUUUGGUUACAACCCUUGCUAAAGUCUUCUGCUUUUAUUAUUAAACUUACAUGCACUAUAUCAAGUGCUUUACAAGUGGUUGACAGAUAUUAUACAGGGGCCCAGUCUCAAUUUACGAUUGUACUUAAAAUGUAUUGGUCCCUUUCUAAGGCAAGUAUAAAACAUUUGGAGUUUUAUAUAACCCCUUACCAUACAUUAUUCUUGUAAUAGUGACAAUGUGGUAUAUGUUGCAAUGUGUAAUUCUUGUCCUAGUUUUUACAUCAGGAAGACCAUUAGAUGUCUUAAAAGAAGGAUAUAUGAGCAUUGUAUAGCAAUUAAAAAGAAAGAUUUAACUAAUGCCCUAGCCAAGCAUGCAACUGUCUGUGCAGAAUUUAAAAAGUUUUCCUUUUCUGUCUUAGAUAAGUGAUGAAUUUUCUGGAUAUUGCAAAACUUUAUUAGAAUGUAAGGAAUCCUUUUGGCAAAUUGGCCAGGUUGCUGAUCAUACACCAGGUCUAAAUGAAAGUAUUAAUAAUAAGCGUU
Messenger RNA from Protopterus annectens (West African lungfish), 2826 nucleotides. Its product is annotated as C-C chemokine receptor type 4-like. Lineage: Eukaryota; Metazoa; Chordata; Ceratodontiformes; Protopteridae. The transcript has a single exon. Gene Ontology annotation, biological process: immune response; G protein-coupled receptor signaling pathway; chemotaxis. The record is from RefSeq and is a predicted model, not a curated record. Gene Ontology annotation, molecular function: chemokine receptor activity. Bases 10 to 1074 code for a protein of 354 amino acids. Gene Ontology annotation, cellular component: membrane.